CAUUUGACUUAGUUUCCACUCAACCUGCCACUCUCCAAAACCUCACCGGAGUUUACCCCACUGCAGCCCUCAUCUCCCAUUUUGUAAUAAUUUCAUAAAUCACUCAACAAACCAUGGCGCCACGCAACAAGGAACAGGAAGCUGAGGUUCUCACCUGGAUCGAAGCAGUUUUGGGGGAGAAAUUACCUAAGGGUGAAUACGAAGACAUCUUGAGGGAUGGAGUUGUCCUCUGUAAUGUCAUCAAUAAAAUUGCCCCGGGGUCAGUCAAGAAAAUUCAGACAAAAGGAACGAAUUUCCAACUGAUGGAGAAUGUUCAAAGGUUCCAAGCUGCCAUUAAGGCCUACGGAGUCCCUCAGGAGGAAAUUUUUCAAACGGCAGAUCUCUUUGAGAGACGAAACAUCCCCCAAGUGACCCUGUGCCUCUACGCCCUGGGCAGAAUCACACAGAAACACCAGGAGUACACAGGUCCCCGCUUGGGCCCAAAAAUGGCGGACAAGAACGAGAGGACCUUUACCGAGGAGCAACUGAGGGCACACGAAGGAGAGUUGAACCUCCAGAUGGGCUACAACAAGGGUGCAAGCCAGUCUGGCCACGGCGGUUUUGGCAACACCAGACACAUGUGAACAAACUAAUUACUCUAAGAUCAUUACUAUUUAAGAAGAAAUACAGUAUCUGCUUUAUAAAAUUGUUAACUAGACAAUAUUGACGAUUCGCUCAACAUUUACACGAACAGAAACACUCAGUAAUACACAACACAUGCACUGCGGAGAAAAAUUAUUACUAUAAAAUCAUUGAUGAUGGUUGAAGUGAGUUCUUUAUUUAUUAAUCUAUCGAUUUAUCUCGGUAACUUUUUAUGUGACGAAAAAACUCGAGAGAACUUUUUUGGGGUGAAUUAAAUUUCUGACGAAAAAGGGCUCUUGAUAUUUUGUCGUAAAAUCAAUAGCUCUGUAGAUAGAUCGAUUCGAUGUGUAAUAAAAUGACGGAUUAAUUCGUCUGACUUUAAUAUUUCACUACCAAAUUUUAAAAAAAAAUUCAAAUUCGGAUUUGAGACUGAAAUGUGAAGAUUAGACUAUUUUCCUCCGGGGUGCAGUUACUCACGCAAAUACACCGAAACACAGUUGACAAAAUAAAAAACAAAGCAACACAAAAACGAAUUGAAUAAUUGUUUAAUUGGUGAUUUUCAUUGUCUAUUUGGAAAAUGUCAUCAGAACUUGUGACAAUCAGUGAAAAAUAAAUCAACGAAAUUUUCUAUUUUA
Fopius arisanus is the source of this 1256-nucleotide messenger RNA. Its product is annotated as myophilin. The transcript has 4 exons. Gene Ontology annotation, biological process: actin filament organization; actomyosin structure organization. Gene Ontology annotation, molecular function: actin filament binding. Gene Ontology annotation, cellular component: actin cytoskeleton. The record is from RefSeq and is a predicted model, not a curated record. The coding region runs from base 114 to 623 and encodes 169 amino acids. Lineage: Eukaryota; Metazoa; Arthropoda; Insecta; Hymenoptera; Braconidae.